Messenger RNA from Trypanosoma cruzi, 2400 nucleotides. RefSeq lists its product as uncharacterized. Gene Ontology annotation, molecular function: DNA-binding transcription factor activity. The transcript has a single exon. The record is from RefSeq and is a predicted model, not a curated record. Bases 1 to 2400 code for a protein of 799 amino acids. Gene Ontology annotation, cellular component: cytosol. Lineage: Eukaryota; Euglenozoa; Kinetoplastea; Trypanosomatida; Trypanosomatidae.
AUGAGUAGUAUCAUAUGUAAUUCUGUCUCCAGAUAUCUAUGUAUGCAUUUUGGUGCUUCUGUCUACUUUUUUUUUUUUUUUCCUCACACACACUCUGUGUGCGUGUGCUUGUUAUGUAGUUACAGUACGGGAUCUGUUUCCUUUGGGUCUUAUUUCUCAUACCAGAGUCUCUGUGAGGCCUCAAUUAUUAUUAUUAUUUUGGUUUUUUCUGUUUCCAAUCAUUUUUAUAAUUUCAUGUUUUUUAUUUUCUCUUUAUUUAUGUACAAGGCUGUUUACGGGGUGCUCUUUGAAGGGGGCCUUUAUUUCUUAGGAAUGCGAGCGGACACGACGCAGGCUUUUCUCCCUUCUGGGGAAAAGCUGUAUUCCUUUCCCGAGCGAGUUGUGAAGGAGGUGAGGGGCAUUGCACUAGCCGUCAUUCGGUGUUUGUUUUGUCCUAUUCUCAGGCGGUAUUUGGCUGGCAUGCACAGAAGGAGGGUUCUUCAGUUAAGGCGGGGCAGUGGGGAACUGGAGGCGAAGAUGUUGCAUGCACUGGAGCAGCUUUCUGCCCCUGCGCAAGUUGCCCAUGCAGUGGAAAUGGGUACAGAGCUGGCGCGGGUCUCAUGGGUCAUGAAGCAGGUCGCUGCUUCAGCAGACUACCGUGUGUUUACCCAACGUGAGUUUGUUCAGUACCUUGGGGAGCCUGGCAAUGCUGUGGUUGUGUUGCUUGUUGGCAGUGUGACGAGGCGAGUAAGGAUGGCAAGAGUGCGGGGUAAGUCCGUGCUCGAGAAGACAAUUUUCCGUUCUUUCACUGCGCCCGGCUCCGUGGUGCAGGGCGAUGAGACAUCUCAAGUCAGUCGGGCGUCUUCUGCUCUCAGCUUGCGCCGCAGCAGCGUCUCCAACGUCUAUUCAGAGAAACCAUCACAGUGCACUGUGGUUUGUGCCCCCGCCGUGUUUGGUGAAUAUAACACAGUUGGGGGCUACCCAUGGACGGAGUACAUCGUGGCGGAGUCUCCACUUGUGGUGACGGCCUCCCUGUCGAAGAAUGCAUACUGUGAGAUUCUUGGAGCUUUUCCAAGGCACAUUCAGAAACAGGUAUUACUUAUGGCACUUCAGAGUCGCGAGAAACUUAUCCCGCUGUUUGCCCCAAUGACCGUUGGUCGCAUGCGACUCUGCCCACUGCUGACGGAUCUCAGCGACGAAAACGUGCUGCAUCUUAUGGACUAUCUCGUUCCGCAUGUGAAAGCCGCCGGUAUGCAAAUUGGUGAACUCAAUGCUCCCCAACACAUAUUUUUCAUUCGGCGUGGCACGGUUUAUAUUCGUCAUGAAGAGUUGUUUCUGGCAGACCUGAGCUCCGCCACACAACCAAAGUGCCGAAGCUUGUUGGUAGAGGGUCAUACGUUUGGCGAGCGGCAAUGCAUUUUCCGCGAGGCGCUGGGGGAUAGUUUUUACGCUGUAACCAACGUAGACUUGUAUGCGCUGCCCUUCUCUGUACUCAUUCAGUUUAUGAAACAGCAGCCAGACGCCCGUAAGAUCAUUUAUGCCUCUGCGAAAGCGGCGUCGUUGGUGCUGGAAAACGAUUAUGAGAGGAUGCGUUUUGUUCCGUCAUCUGUAGAGGAAAUGGGCACCGUUUUUUUGGGCUCAGCGCUGAUGUCCAAGUUGUUUCAUCGACGUGUCAGCAUCUCCACGAUCGGCUCUAGACGUAUCACUCCUCUUGCUGCCUUAGCGGGGAAUACAGGCAAAAUGGACGGUAAAGUGGAUCAAAGUGCCUGUGGGGUGUCCCCACACUUUAUUGAGCAAAUACGUAGGAUUCCAUUAUUGGAUCUUUGCUCACCAGAUGACGCCUUUUACGCCGAGUGCGCAUCACACUGGAAUAUGUUUUUGUACGAUGCAGGGGAGUACAUUGUUCGCCGUGGUGGCGAAUGCAAUCGUCUGCUUCUGUUCCCACAAGGAGGUGCUGCUGUUGUGUUGAAUGAAAAGAACGCUUCGCAAUGUCUUGUGGAUUCGUCCACACCAUUUUUCCGGCAAAAUUUCUCACUUGUGCCACGGGAGUGCAUCAUUGGAUACACGUGUGUUCGCAGACACCCCUGGGCACUCAGUGUCAUUGCGCUGGAAAACCAGUUGGAGGUGUGGGAGAUUAAGCGGGUAAAAUUUUUAGAGCUUCUCCGCAAGUACCAGCUGGAGCGGAAGAUGCAGGAGAUUGUGCUGCAGCUUCUGCAACCGCUCAUGUGCCUCCCGAGUCGCUCUACGGUUCUUGACAUGCAGCCUCUUUUGGCGCCAGCGCCCAACUCUCUUUGGAGUGAGCACCGCAUUCCAAACUUGCAUCCCGUGAGCCUCUGCGAACAUUUGCGCUUCCCCGUCUGGAAGGAAGGGGAUCUCCCACUGGGUUCGUACAAUUUGCAAAAUCGCCGAAACACUAUCUAA